AUGGUAGAGUUUGCCAUUAACAACUCGGUGCAUGCGUCCACGACACAUACACCGUUUUACGUGAAUGGCUUGCGCCAUCCGCGUGUACCCACCUUACUAGAGUGUAACUCUGGUUUAAGGGGGGAAGGGACUCGCGUGAGCAAAAACCGAAUUGGUUCACGCUCAUCACGAUCUGACGAAGAAGUCAUUGCGUUUGAUGCCGAUAUCGAUAACAUCGAUAUCGAAGAAGAUGAUGCCAGUGAGAGUGCGGAAGCCCUCACUGAAGAAGAUGAUCCCAGUGAGAGUGCGGAAGCCCUCACUGAAGAAGAUGAUCCCAGUGAGAGUGCAGAAGCCCUCACUGAAGAAAAGGUUGAUGUUGCUGCAGUGCGCUCACAGCACACUGAAGCUAACGAGUCAUCAGAUGAGUUCAUACUGGCUCGUGAAACGGUAGUCCGUUUUGUGCAAGACUCCAUCGCCGAAGCGGUGACUUAG
Messenger RNA from Peronospora matthiolae, 471 nucleotides. NCBI's taxonomy places the organism in Eukaryota, Oomycota, Peronosporomycetes, Peronosporales, Peronosporaceae. The record is from the annotation of a GenBank genome assembly.